Molecule: messenger RNA, 849 nt
Organism: Terrapene triunguis (Three-toed box turtle)
Lineage: Eukaryota; Metazoa; Chordata; Testudines; Emydidae
Product: arfaptin-2-like
Exons: 4
Biological process (GO): intracellular protein transport; regulation of Arp2/3 complex-mediated actin nucleation
Cellular component (GO): trans-Golgi network membrane
Molecular function (GO): protein domain specific binding; phospholipid binding
Source: RefSeq, a predicted model, not a curated record
CGAGACCUUCCAGGGGCAGGUUCCCCACCACCACCUCAGGUACAGGGCCUGUGGUGUGUAAGGCUAGCUGGGCCCAGGUCUGGUCCCUGUGUGCAGUGCUACUGCCCGGGGGUGCCCUGUCCUGGGACAGUCACCAGGCCAGAGACAGCUGGCUCAGCCCCCCCUUCUCAUUGUCACCUCACGCCAUCUCCAUUUCCCGCCCUGUGCACCUCCCCUGGCACUGCCCUGCCUGGCCCGUCCCCUCCCUUUCCAGGCGCCUUUGUCACAUCUCAUUCCUCCCGAGGACCAUCCAUCUCACCCAGUGAAUCUGCUGCCAGCCGGAUCGCCAGCCAGGCAGAUGCAUCAGCAGGCUCCGGGCUGCACCCGCCCCACCCCAGCCCCCUGGCGACGGGAGACGAGGCCACCCGGGGCAUCGCUGUGGAGAAGUUUGAUAUUGUCAAGAAAUGGGGCAUCAACACGUACAAGUGCACCAAGCAGCUGAUCUCGGAGCGCUUCGGCCGGGGCUCGCGCACGGUCGACCUGGAGCUGGAGACGCAGAUCGAGCUGCUGCGUGACACGAAGCGCAAAUACGAGUGUGUGCUGCAGCUGGCGCGGGCACUGACCCACCACUUCUACAGCCUGGUACAGACCCAGCACGCCCUGGGCGACGCCUUCUCCGACCUGAGCCAGAAAUCCCCCGAGCUGCAGGAGGAGUUUGGCUGUAACGCAGAGACGCAGAAGCUGCUGUGUAAGAACGGAGAGACCCUGCUCGGGGCUGUCAAUUUCUUCGUCUCCAGCAUCAACACCCUGGUGAACAAGACUAUGGAGGACACGCUCAUGACUGUUAAGCAGUAUGAGACGGCCAGGUGA